Molecule: messenger RNA, 2085 nt
Organism: Gavia stellata (red-throated loon)
Lineage: Eukaryota; Metazoa; Chordata; Aves; Gaviiformes; Gaviidae
Gene: SLC34A2
Product: solute carrier family 34 member 2
Exons: 13
Coding region: 58-2085 (675 amino acids)
Biological process (GO): sodium-dependent phosphate transport; intracellular phosphate ion homeostasis
Cellular component (GO): apical plasma membrane; brush border; vesicle
Molecular function (GO): sodium:phosphate symporter activity
Source: RefSeq, a predicted model, not a curated record
GGCUGCCCAGCUGAUCCGUUCGCUCUGUUGUCUGGGAAUAAAGAAGUGUCACAGGUCAUGGCUCCCUGGCCUGAGGUGGAAAAGCCUGAGACCAAUAACUAUAUUGGGGACUCUUCCAGACAAAACCAGAACAUGGCUGGGAAAGAAGGAGAAAAUCACAAAGGCAACGUGGCUUCACUUGGAAAUAAAGGGGAAAUUCAACCUGCAUUUUCCACAAUAGCCUUGAUAGAUGAGACAAGGCCAGAAGAAGUAGACCCAUGGGCUCUGCCAGACCUGCAGGACACUGGGGUCAAGUGGUCAGAACUGGAUAGAAAAGGAAAAAUCAUUCGUGUACUCUACGGGAUAGGGAAGUUUAUUAUGCUACUUGGAUUGCUCUACUUGUUCGUGUGUUCUCUGGAUGUACUGAGCUCUGCUUUUCAACUGGUAGGAGGUAAAGCAGCAGGGGACAUCUUUCAAGAUGAUUCAGUGCUGUCUAAUCCUGUUGCGGGACUGGUGAUUGGAGUUCUGGUGACUGUUAUGGUCCAGAGCUCCAGCACUUCUUCAUCCAUUGUGGUCAGCAUGGUAUCCUCCACACUGCUGACUGUUCGAUCAGCUAUUCCUAUCAUAAUGGGGGCAAACAUUGGCACCUCAGUUACAAACACAAUUGUGGCACUCAUGCAAGCUGGUGACAGGAAUGAAUUUAGAAGGGCCUUUGCUGGGGCAACAAUCCAUGAUUUCUUUAACUGGCUCGCUGUGUUUGUGCUGUUGCCCAUUGAAGUUAUUUCUGGCUAUCUUUACCAUCUCACCAAUGCUAUAGUUGAGUCCUUUCAUCUCGAAAGUGGUGAGGAUGCCCCUGAGCUACUAAAAGUUAUCACAGACCCCUUUACAAAGCUCAUCAUUGAGCUUGAUAAAUCAGUAAUAAAUGCAAUUGCUACGAAUGAUGAAUCAGCAAAAAACAAAAGCCUGGUAAAGAUUUGGUGUGUAACUGAAACCAAUGUGACACUGCAGAAUGUCACGAUUCCACCUUCAGAAAACUGCACAUCUCCUGACCUUUGCUGGACUGAAGGAAACGUGACAUGGACCAUGAAAAAUGUAACUGAAACAGACUAUAUCAGUAAAUGCCGGCACCUUUUUGCAGACGCAGACCUGCCUGAUAUUGCCAUCGGUCUCAUCCUCCUGGCUUUGUCCCUGCUUGUUCUGUGCUCCUGUUUGGUGAUGAUCGUUAAGCUAUUAAACUCUGUGCUUAAAGGACAAGUGGCGAGCGUUAUCAAGAAGACAAUCAACACUGAUUUUCCAUUUCCUUUUACUUGGCUAGCUGGAUACCUGGCUAUGCUCGCAGGGGCUGGUAUGACCUUCAUUGUCCAAAGUAGUUCUGUUUUCACUUCUGCUAUUACACCCCUUGUUGGCAUUGGUGUUAUAAGCAUUGAGCGUUCUUAUCCCCUUACCUUAGGAGCUAACAUUGGCACAACCACAACAGCUAUACUUGCAGCUUUAGCAAGCCCAGGGAGUACCUUAAAAUAUUCAUUACAGAUUGCCUUGUGCCACUUUUUCUUCAAUAUCUCUGGGAUUAUUCUGUUUUACCCACUACCUUUUACUCGGCUGCCAAUCCGCAUGUGCAAGACCUUGGGAAACAUAACAGCCAAGUACAGAUGGUUUGCUAUAUUUUAUCUUCUCGUCUGCUUCUUUCUUUUGCCUUUGUUUGUAUUUGGUCUGUCACUGGCAGGCUGGCCAGUCCUUUUGGGUGUUUGCCUUCCCCUGUUUACUCUUUUUAUUGCUGUGAUUGUAAUUAACAUUAUGCAGUCGAAGCGGCCACAUUCACUGCCUGAGAAGCUCCAAAACUGGGAUUUCCUACCCAUCUGGAUGCACUCCCUAGAGCCCUGGGACAAUAUAAUUAUGUCUUCGCUCUCCUUUUGUGGGAAACACUGCUGCGGCUUCUGCAAGUGCUGCAAAGUCAAUGUGGAACAAGAGGGUGCCAAAGACAAGCAGCUGAAAACUAUGGAGGUUUAUGAAAACACCAUUGCGAUGGCUGAUGAAGAAAGAGGUGGAAGAAGGGCACCAGCUGCAGCUUGUGUUGAAAAAACAGGCACAAACAACACGGCCUUAUAG